Messenger RNA from Etheostoma cragini (Arkansas darter), 1081 nucleotides. RefSeq lists its product as uncharacterized. The coding region runs from base 114 to 1016 and encodes 300 amino acids. The record is from RefSeq and is a predicted model, not a curated record. The transcript is spliced from 2 exons. NCBI's taxonomy places the organism in Eukaryota, Metazoa, Chordata, Actinopteri, Perciformes, Percidae.
UCUGUGUGUUAUGACAACAGCAGGUCAUCACAACGCACCAGUGUGAGAUAGAACAAAGCUUCAACCCAAACUGCAGUUGAACAGUAGAAACUUGGAGGAUCUUCCAGCUACAAAUGGAGAACGGCAGGAAGACCAUGGUCCUCGACAGAUUAAACAGAAGGUCUAGAGACUGCAACCUGGAAAAGGAGGUUCCUGAAAAGAAAUUGGAGAAGGUGAGGGCUCACCUGGAAAGGGCCAACAAUAGAUACAUGAGCUCUAGAGCAGUGGAAAACUUGGACAAUCAAGAGGAAGGUGGCAGACAGCAGGAAAAAGCCAGCAACACGCAGGAAUUGAGGAAGCUGAAUGACUUUUGGAGGCAUGAGCAUGAAAAAUACCUCCAAGAGCAUCAAAUGAAGCUGCAGCUCAGAAAAGAACUGGAAAUGACUAAACAUCAACUGGUUCAUGAGAAGGCUCUCAAAGAAAUGUUCAUUUACAAAGCGUCUGAAGCAGACAAUGCUCUAAAGAGGCUGCGGAAAUGUCUCUUUAAUAUCGACAUGGUGAUCGCCAACGGAGUUCACAAUGAAAGAAAGCAGAAGAAGGUGUUUCAAAAAGAGUUGGAAGAGCUUCAAGUGGCUCACAAAAUCAGCCAGCAAAGGUUCUCAGCUGAGCUCAAGGUUGAGAAAGAUAAAAUUAUAGGUUUUCAGCAAGAACUUAAGCGGUUGAAAGCACCGUAUCAGAUCAACCGAAGGGAUGAAAGGAAGCUGAAAGCUGAAAGAGAAGAGAGCGAUGGUCUCCAGGAAGAGCUUGAGAAUGAGGUUCCAGAGAAGAUGGUCAUGAAGCCGCUGAGGGCUGAGGGGGACACUCUGUUUCAACAGAUUGAGGAGGAGAUACAGGCCCUGCACAGACAGACACUGACCAACCAGUUCACAAAGUUCCAGGCUGAGGCCGAGGUCAGUCAGGGCCUCCGAUCUGAACCAAGCUCAAAGAAAAGCAGAAGGACGAGACCAGGAAGAUUGCCAAGGAGACUCCCUCCAUGAUGAUGGAUGAUAGAUCAUGAUGAAGACCACAUACUGAGGAGAAGCUUGAGAAGAAAUGAAGAAUC